AAUUAAAAGCGGGCUCAAAACCAGUUUAAAAUCUAUAUUCACUUUUCUUUUCGUUUCGCAAGUUUUUAUUUUUUUUAUUCCAACGUUUUCUAAGGCUGCGUUGUUUCUCGUUAAAACGAAUUUUAAAAGAAAUUUAAUUUUUGGGAAGCCCAGACUCUAAUGUCCUGGUGAUCUUUUGGGUAGGCUAUGCCUGGAAGCUUUUUUUCUAAAAAUUUUUUUUUCAAAUUAAAAUUUUCAGAGAUUUAACUAGUCGACUUAUUUCUUUAUUUUUUGUGAUUUUCUCUUCUAUAUUAAAUAUUUAAAAAAUGCAAACUCUCGAGAAAAUUGCGCAUGCCCAAAUGCCUUUUACUUCUGGCGGACAAACAAUUACUGACAGAUUUAAUGCUGCCAAACAUUCUUUGGCUGGUUCUCAAUUAGGCAAAACUAUUUGUAAGGCUACUACUGAAGAAUUGAUGGCACCAAAGAAGAAACAUUUGGACUACUUACUUCAUUGCACUAAUGAACCUAACGUUUCUAUUCCAUCAAUGGCCAAUUUAUUAAUUGAGAGGACUCAAAAUCCAAAUUGGAUUGUUGUCUACAAAGCUUUAAUUACAAUUCAAAAUUUAAUGUGUUAUGGAAACGAGCGUUUUUCUCAAUAUUUGGCUUCUUGUAAUACAACAUUUAAUUUGACCAAUUUUAUGGACAAAUCGUCUUUGGGAAGUGAUGCUAUAGCUGCAGGUUAUGAUAUGGCAACACAUGUUCGCCGUUAUGGAAAAUAUAUUUCUGAGAAAAUCCAUACUUAUCGCCUCUGUGCUUUUGACUUUUGUAAAGUAAAACGUGGAAGGGAUGAUGGACUUUUGAGGACUUUAUAUACUGACAAAUUACUUAAAACUAUGCCUAUUUUGCAGUCGCAAAUAGAUGCUCUUUUGGAAUUUCAAGUGACCAGUUCAGAAUUAAAUAAUAGCGUAAUCAAUUGCUCUUUUAUUUUGCUGUUUCGAGACUUGAUUCGUUUAUUUGCUUGUUAUAAUGAUGGAAUAAUUAAUUUAUUGGAGAAAUAUUUUGAUAUGAAUAAAAAACAAUGUAAAGAAGCGCUGGAUUUGUAUAAGGCUUUUUUGAAUCGUUUAGACAAAGUCCAAGCAUUCCUUACAAUUGCUGAAUCUGCAGGGAUUGAGCGUGGUGAAGUUCCUGAUUUGACUCGGGCUCCAGCUUCUUUGUUGGAAGCAUUAGAAGCUCAUUUAUUUCAUUUGGGAGGUGGACGUGGAGCUCAACAGCCAACUUUAUCUCAAUCUUCGGCUCAACAAAUUGUUUCUCAACAAAUUUGUUCUGCCCAACAAAUUUAUUCAAAUCAGGCCCAAUAUCCAUCCUAUCAAGAUUAUAGUGUAGACGAAUCUGUUAAACAGCGUUAUUUGGAAGAAGAAAAGGAGCGUUUACGUCAAUAUGAAGAACAAAGACGUAUUCAACUUCAACAACAAGGAGUUCCAACAUCGUCUGGACCAUUAAUUGACACAAACAAUCCUUUUGGUGGAGGAUUUUCUUCAACCCCUUUACAGCAACAAUUUCCAAUUGCUUCUGAUCUUCUUAUGUUUGAUACUCCACCAAAAGGGAAUGAGGGAGGAGGAGGGAUUUUAUCUAGUAGACAACAAGAUUUAGAUUCUACCAAUCCUUUUGCUAUGGUGGCUGAAUUAAAUAAUCGAACUCAAACAGGUUUUUUUCGUUAA
Molecule: messenger RNA, 1697 nt
Organism: Meloidogyne enterolobii
Lineage: Eukaryota; Metazoa; Nematoda; Chromadorea; Rhabditida; Meloidogynidae
Source: the annotation of a GenBank genome assembly